GGCAGAGCAGGCCUCACCUCGUCCCCGUCCCCCUCGCUCUCCGCCGGGCUCGCCCCCCCUGCUGCCAACCCCCUCAGAGCCACUAGCAGUGCCAUGCAGGCCAACGGGGCAGGAGGGGGUCAGCAGCAACAGCCGCCGCCGUCGUCACCGUCACCGCAGGGUCCGGAGCUAGGCUGCCUCAGCGCCCAAAACGGCGAGGCCUCCUCAGGCUCCACCGCCGGCGAGCAAUUGGCUCACGCCAACGGGCUGCUCCCGUCGGCCAACAACAACGGCGGCGGGGGUGGUGGUGGUGGCGGCGGCGGCCCCGGCCCGAGUGUCAACAACGGGGUCUCGGCCCCCGGGGGGUCCUCCGCCGACAUGGGGGGAGGCAGCGGCGUCGGAGUCGGCGGCAGCGCCUUGAAGAAGAAGAAGCGGCUCUCGCAGUCCGAUGAGGACGUGAUUCGGCUCAUCGGGCAGCACCUCCACGGGCUGGGCCUCAACCAGACUGUUGAUCUUCUCAUGCAAGAGUCAGGGUGUCGUUUAGAACAUCCUUCUGCUACCAAGUUCCGCAAUCAUGUCAUGGAGGGAGAAUGGGAUAAGGCGGAGAACGACCUUAAUGAACUUAAACCUUUGGUACAUUCUCCUCAUGCAAUUGUGAGGAUGAAGUUUUUGCUGCUGCAGCAAAAGUAUCUGGAGUAUCUGGAGGAUGGUAAGGUUCUGGAGGCACUUCAAGUUCUGCGUUGUGAGUUGACACCACUGAAAUACAACACAGAACGAAUUCACAUUCUCAGUGGAUAUCUGAUGUGUAGUCAUGCAGAAGAUCUGCGCGCAAAAGCGGAAUGGGAAGGGAAAGGAACAACUUCGAGAUCUAAACUUUUGGACAAGCUCCAGACUUACCUACCACCAUCAGUGAUGCUCCCUCCAAGGCGUCUGCAGAAUUUACUGCGCCAGGCUGUAGAGCUACAACGGGACCGGUGCCUCUAUCACAACACCAAACUAGAUAAUAAUCUAGAUUCUGUAUCGCUGCUCAUAGACCAUGUUUGCAGUAGGAAACAGUUCCCAUGUUACACACAGCAGAUACUUACAGAACAUUGUAAUGAAGUGUGGUUCUGCAAAUUUUCCAAUGAUGGCACUAAACUAGCAACAGGAUCCAAGGAUACAACUGUUAUUAUAUGGCAGGUUGAUCCAGAUACACACCAGCUAAAACUGCUCAAGACACUGGAAGGCCAUGCAUAUGGCGUUUCCUACAUUGCUUGGAGUCCAGAUGAUAACUACCUUGUUGCUUGUGGCCCAGAUGACUGCUCUGAACUUUGGCUCUGGAAUGUACAGACAGGGGAGCUGAGGACAAAGAUGAGCCAGUCUCAUGAAGAUAGUUUAACAAGUGUGGCCUGGAAUCCAGAUGGGAAACGUUUUGUGACAGGAGGACAGCGUGGACAAUUCUACCAGUGUGACUUAGAUGGUAAUCUCCUUGACUCCUGGGAAGGAGUGAGAGUUCAAUGUCUGUGGUGCUUGAGUGAUGGAAAAACUGUUCUGGCAUCAGAUACACACCAGCGAAUUCGGGGCUAUAACUUUGAGGACCUUACAGACAGGAACAUAGUCCAAGAAGAUCAUCCAAUUAUGUCUUUUACUAUUUCAAAAAAUGGCCGGUUAGCUUUGUUAAACGUAGCAACUCAGGGAGUUCAUUUAUGGGAUUUGCAAGAUAGAGUUUUAGUGAGAAAGUACCAAGGUGUUACACAAGGGUUUUACACGAUUCACUCAUGUUUCGGAGGCCAUAAUGAAGACUUCAUCGCUAGUGGCAGUGAAGAUCACAAAGUAUAUAUUUGGCACAAACGUAGCGAGCUGCCAAUUGCGGAGCUGACGGGGCACACACGUACUGUCAACUGUGUGAGCUGGAACCCGCAGAUUCCAUCCAUGAUGGCCAGCGCCUCCGAUGAUGGCACUGUUAGAAUAUGGGGACCAGCACCUUUUGUAGACAACCAGGAUAUUGAAGAGGAAUGCAGUAGCAUGGAUAGUUGAUGGUGAAUUUGGAGCAGACGACUUCUGUUUAACUUAAAUUUAGUCGUAUUUUAAAUGGCUUGGGAUUUGGUGCAAACAAACAUGAUUGAUAGCUGGACAGACAUGCUCGUCAUGAAAACAAGAACCAUUUCUGAAGCCCAACUGGGGCCAAACAUUUUACCACCUUGCUUCAUAGUAAACAGUUGAGAUGAAGCACGUCGUUAGAACGUUGUUGGACACCAUGUUGAAGUAAAAAACCCCAUCGGUUGUGAAGAACUGUGCUACAUUCAGGCUAACCAUUGAACUCCGUAUAUACAUUUUUCCCUUCUGCCAUUUUGUCAGGCAGACUACUGUUAUUGUUGCUCUUCUGUGUAAUGAAGUUUAAAUGCUUGUUUGGAAAUUCUUUUAUUUAACAGUUUAGAAGGCUUGAUAGAAAGAGUGCUUUAGUCUGAAGAGUACAUGUUGGAUAGGAAAGUAUUUCCUUCUCUUGUUUCUCUGAGUCUCUCCGCCUUAUUUAGCUUUGGAUCUUUGCAGCUUGGUUCAUGGAUUCUAGCCUUGCUCGUCGCGCAAUAUAUUUAAACCCAGAUGUUAAACCAGUGAAUGACAUGAAAAGCACUCAGUAUCACAUUUGACAAAAGAUUUUGUACUUUUCACACAGCUUGUUGCCCUGCAAGGGGGUUAACAGCACAAUUUUUAAAAGAUAAAUUAUUUAUAGCAUUAAAAUGAUUUCAUUUGUAUACGUUUGGAAUUUAAACCAGCUUAAAAAGUGUCAUCUACAAGAGAAUGCAGUAUAACCUCUGGAGUGCUGUGUAAGACAAUUUGGCUGACAGGAGUUUUACACAGACUAUUUAAAGUAUUAUUUUAAGGAAGAAACUUUGUUUACCGACAAAAUGAUUUGAGAGCUUUCAGAAACGCCAGCUAAACAAUUACAAUGUAAUUUAUGUUAAUAAAUGAAAAUUCCAAAUUGGCCUUAACUUGUGCAAUGGUUCUCAUUUGAAACAUAAGAUCAAAAAUGAGGGUACUACUUGUAGCAUUAUCUUCAAAAAUCAGUGAGUUGGCUGUAUCUUGUGAAUUUACUAUGUACAUUGUACAAACUUUCCAUAUCACACUUUUCCCCAGAACCAUUUUCUGAGGUGGUGCUGUCAAUUGCCUAGCAUUAGAAAUUUACCAUUUAACUUUCUGUGUGCAAAAGACAUGUAAUAAAAUUCUUAGAAAAGAAGCCUGAUAUUUGCCCAUUCAGCAGAAUUUCUCCCUUCUAGAUAAAAGGUGGAAGUGCACUUAAGUCCAUCCUUAAGUGUAAAAUGAACAGAAAAUAAUGAAAGAAUAAAUGAAUCCUUUUGACUCCAGCUUAAGUAGAUUCCAGAAAUGAAAAAAGUCUCUGACUUCUUGAGGAGAAAGACCCACAUAUAGAAGGAAAAUUACCUUUCUUGUGCAUGUUUUGUUUUUAAAUGCACAGAUUAUAUAGUGAGGAAUCCCUUCAUCCCUUCACUUGCUACUUUUUUCUUUUAGUAUUAUGAUCAGAGGCUGCUGACUGAAUUUCUUCAAAUACUGCCAAAGUAGAAAAAAAUGGUAUUCCAUGCACAUCAUGUAGUUGCUUAGUUUUCCUGGACACAGAACACCAUUUUCAUAAUCCAGAUAGAUAUAUAUGCAUUCAUAGAUGAGGUUUAUGAAUAAAUCUUUAAUAACAGGCUUUUCUGCCAUAUCCUCUAAUGUAUUUGGGAAUAAUUUCAUCCAUACUUCAGCUCAUCUCAUUUGUUUAUUUUUUAUAAUUUUACUUUAUAUUUGUUUUAGCUGAUCAUUCACACACAUUCAGCUCAUGACUUACACUUAUUAGAAGACUUAAUGGUUUUCUUUAUGGCAAUAUAACAUUUUACCUUUGCAGAUACUCCCAUUCUGUAUCUCAAAAGACUUUAAAGCUGGAUUACUUGACAUGCUUCUGGUACUGGUUGCUAACUCAAAACUAUGUUAGGAGAUUGGAAUGGAAGCCAGGAGCAGACAAUCAGAUAUGUACCAGCGUAAUUUACACUACCUGUUUUCUGCUUGCUACUAAAUUUGGUAUUAGCAUAGAACCUGUAUCAGUGAAUAAAAUCUAAGCCAAUAGUUUUCCUUACCUUAAAAUGCGUAGUGCCUAAGGGAAAUUAAUUGGUGCACCAAAAUGGGCACAUGACUAUUCUUGCUUUCCCUUCAUUAAGGUAUUCCUAGAUUAAUAUUUUUAAUGGAUAUAAUUACUUGAGUUCAGAGCUGAAAGAGGAAAAUCUGUUUGGGAAGUGAUACUUCUGAAUUGAACUGCAUAAUGCAGGUUAUGCAAUUUUAAAAAGAUCCUGUUAAGACGAGGUAGUUAAAAUCCUGGUGCAGCCUUGUUGUGUGUGACAUGGCACUGAGCCAAGUAAAACAAAAUCAAGAGUUGUCUGACUAUAAAGAUAACCACCUUUAUUAACAUUGCUAAGAUUCCUCGUUGGUGAGCAAUCUACAUUUUUCAAAUACUGUAUGUGGAUUAAAUUGUACAGUUGUAAUAUUUUAAAUAAGCCUAGUUAAUCUGUUGUUUGAAGGGAAGAAGAGGUGGAAUAGGUGUAUCUGUAAUAUUCAUUUUCAAGCAUUAGAAUACAUUUCUACUCUUGGCUGUAAAUAUUGGAGCAAUUGCUAGUGGUUGGCGUAUCUUAACUCUGACCAUAGGAGACGAUUUGUCAGAAGGGAGAUUCAUUUCACCUUAGUUUUGUAUACCCAUUAGUUCCAAAAUAAGUGCACCAGCUAUAAAUCACUAUAAUAUUUUGUCACAAAGGUUCUAAGCUUAUCAGGUAAGUCAUUUUUUUAAAAGUAGGAGCACAAAAGGAUAAAUGCAAUUUUAUUUUUACACACCCCUUUAAAAAGUCUUGUAAAUGUGUGGCUUUGUUCCCUUGUUUUAAGUUCUUAGUUCUUAUAUGAGGGGAACAAAAUAGAUAUUAAUAUGAAGCCCUUGGUGGAAAACUACCCAAUUUUGCCAAUAAGCUCAUUCUGGCUUCCAAGCAGGUAUUGUUGAAUGUAAUUUAAUACUAGAUGUGUAGUGCCAUCUUAACUAAAAAAAUAAACCUCCCUCCCCAAAGAAAAGAAAAACAAUGGCUUUAAGUUAAAAUAUUCUCUCAUAGCAGUCCUAUGCUGGCAAUAGAUAAAUUGGGGGGAAGGAGAGAUUAUUUUUUUUAAGUUAACAGCAGAAGAAUGUCUAGUUUGUAAAUUUGGGGUAGGAAUGAAAGGGAAAGAGAACCAAUUUUCACUAAGACUUGGUGCCCUUGUCAGUACCCCAAAGCACACAAGUUGCCUCAAUUUGAUGCAUUUCAGAUGAACUGUUAAAACUGGAGUAUCAAUCAUAUAUUAUAUAUGGUUAAAAUGUAGAUUGCAUUGGCUCGAGUCCAUUUUCAGCUGCCAUAGAACAACUGCUCAUUUGACAGACAAUUAGUAGAAUUUUGGAAACACUUUGACACUUUUUGAACAGGGUGGACUUAAUUGAUUUGUGCAGUGUUGUCUGCAGUAGCUGCUCUAGUUGCUGGAACACAAACUAGAAACCCAUUUCCUGUUUGCUGAUUUCAGGUGAUCUGGAUUCAGCUGUGUAUGUGUGUAUGUGUGGUAUGAAUGCGUGUGCGUGAAACAAACAGUCAUGGAACCAACUGUUCUAGGUACAUGUCAUGUUUUACUGCAUACUUUAAGUCAUGUUGUGUGUAUGUGAAGUGUCCUCUAACUUUAAGAUUUUGGUUAAUACCAAUAUAUUUUUAUAAAUUUGAAAUUCAAUGUGCCCCAUCUUUUAAGUGUUUCAUUGUUAGGAUAAAUGUACUAGAUUUAAUUCUUAACACUUCUCGGCACAGAUGGAAAAAGUUAUCGGCUCCUUGAAAAUAUAUGAGGAAGAAACAGAUCCUCAAAGCAUGUGUGUACUUACAAACCAAGCUGUAGAGAUCAAGAAAAGAACUUUUAUUGUUCUCAAAUUUCUAAAUUGUCAAGAUUUAUAUGGAGUUGUGGUGGAACUAGUUAACACUUAGAGCUUUUGGUAUGUAAUGACUAUUUGCUAUGGACUGAUAUUAAAUGUUUCAAAGGA
Molecule: messenger RNA, 6034 nt
Organism: Pogona vitticeps (central bearded dragon)
Lineage: Eukaryota; Metazoa; Chordata; Lepidosauria; Squamata; Agamidae
Gene: WDR26
Product: WD repeat domain 26
Biological process (GO): proteasome-mediated ubiquitin-dependent protein catabolic process
Cellular component (GO): GID complex
Molecular function (GO): protein binding
Source: RefSeq, a predicted model, not a curated record